Truncatella angustata is the source of this 1026-nucleotide messenger RNA. RefSeq lists its product as uncharacterized. The coding region runs from base 1 to 1026 and encodes 341 amino acids. The transcript is spliced from 3 exons. The record is from RefSeq and is a predicted model, not a curated record. NCBI's taxonomy places the organism in Eukaryota, Fungi, Ascomycota, Sordariomycetes, Amphisphaeriales, Sporocadaceae.
AUGAGUUUACGCACUUUCAGGCUCGACCCUUGGGGUGAUCUCACUCUUCGAAUCGGUCCAGACGGCGCAACAGAAGACUACAUUGUCUGUCCGAGAACACUGGCUCGUACGUCUCCAGUGUUCGAGCGUAUGCUAUAUGGCGAUUUUGCGGAAGCAGACCCCAGCACAAGGGCAGCUAUGGGCGAAUGGAUCGUACGAUUACCAGAAGACAAGCCGGUGACCAUGGGCCUCUUUCUCUCGAUAAUACACGGCAGUUACGAUGAGACUCUACGAAACCUUUCUCUCGACAAGAUCUAUGACUUAACUGUCGUAGUCCACUAUUAUGAUGCAACCAAAGUACUUCGACCGUGGGUGGAAGUCUGGAUCAACCAUAUCGCCAAUUUAGUUGAAGAUAUCAACACGCCGAUGCUGAAGGUCUUGUGGAUUGCGUGGGAACUUGGUGCCAUACCGUUAUUCCAGACGGUAUCGCGUUACGUCUUGUUGGAGUUCGAUGCUGCAGACUUUGCGGAUGCACUAUCCUGUAGCAGCAUUCAAACACCCCCUGGUGUGUUAGAACAUAUACACUCUGUUCGAGAAGAUAUCUUGUGCUCGUUGCUGCAGCCAUUCAGAGACUUGAUUGACCACCUACUAAUCGAGGAUGAGAAACCACGAUGGUGUCGACACGCUGUUUGGAUGGGACCGCAUAGGUGCGAAUCGAUAAUCCUCGGGUCACUUACAUGGAGUCUCUGCAGGGCAAAACUUUGGCCGCUACCAGAAGCACCAGAUGUUUAUGACAGUAUUGCAGCGAUUCAUACACAUUUGUCAACACUUACAAUCCACGAUUUGGGAAAAUUCGAGAAGAGAGAGGACCAUAGUAUCUGCAAUCCGUCAGCAACGAUUGGUUCGCAAAUACAGACAACCCUCAGUCGUCUUACUCUCCCAUUGACUCGGAGACAGAGAGAGUACAUGGAAAAACAAGAACUUGUGCUUGGCAGGAAGCACAAAUCUCCGACACAAGUUAGUGAUAUAGACGACAGGAGAAUAUAG